Cicer arietinum (chickpea) is the source of this 4551-nucleotide messenger RNA. RefSeq names its product ABC transporter C family member 3-like. The record is from RefSeq and is a predicted model, not a curated record. Gene Ontology annotation, biological process: transmembrane transport. Gene Ontology annotation, molecular function: ATP binding; ATP hydrolysis activity; ABC-type transporter activity. Gene Ontology annotation, cellular component: membrane. Lineage: Eukaryota; Viridiplantae; Streptophyta; Magnoliopsida; Fabales; Fabaceae.
UUGUGAUACACAAUUGAGCUCCCUAUGAGAAAAAAAUAUUGCAUUGAAAUCAACAUCAUCAGCCUCAUCUUUCAAACCUGCCAGCACGAAAAUUGGAAUUGACCCAUUUUCCAACUUUAUGUAUUUCUUAAUCUUCUUUUCCCAAAGUCCCAUUAAUUUAUCUUACUCCCUCAAUCACUCACUAACUAACUUUAUUUUGACCACAGAUUAUAGUCAACAAGUUAACUCAAUUGGUUUCUUUUUUAAGAUACGAAGUAUUCACUAUUGUUUAAGGGUGUAUCAGACACACAAGGUGAAUUCUUCUCUCUCAAUUUAUGGAUUUUUCCAUAUAUAUAAGUGAAAGUUUGAACUUCUGAUCACUUGCUUAAGGUUUCUUUCUUUGUUAUGUGAAUUGUUCUGUCACUAAUAUGACUAAGCAUGACCCUCUAGAAGAGUCCCUUUUGAAGGGUGAAGCUAGUGUAAGCAAAAGCAACGGUUCGUAUUCCAAAGAGACAAAAGGAAAUGAUAUUUUAACCAGUUAUUCAAAUGCUGGAUUUUUCAGCAUUCUUACUUUCUCAUGGAUGAGUCCACUGAUAACUCUAGGCAGUAAAAAGACAUUAGACCAUGAACACCUACCACUUCUAUCUACCAAUGACACUGCCUAUGGUACUUUCUCAACUUUUAGAAACAAGCUCGAGUCGGAGUGUGGUAAUGUUAGGAGUGUGACGACUAUUAAGCUUGCCAAGGUUUUGUUCUUUUCAACACGGCAAGGGAUUCUUCUAUCUGGCUUAUUUGCAUUAUUGUUCACAUGUGCUUCUUAUGUAGGACCUUAUCUUAUUGACAAUCUUGUUCAAUAUCUCAAUGAAGAAAACAAGGUUAAAAAGGAUGGAUAUAUUUUGGCUAUUGCAUUUAUUGCUGCAAAGCUUGUUGAGUGCCUUUUCAUGAGGCAUUGGAUGUUUAAGUUCCAACAAGUUGGGGUCAGGAUGCAAUCAAUGUUGGUGUCAAUGAUCUAUGCGAAAGGUUUGACACUUUCGCGUCAAUCGAAGGAAGGACACAGCAGCGGUGAAAUCAUAAACUUAUUGACUGUUGAUGCUGCAAGGAUAGGCGAAUUUUGUUGGUACAUGCAUGAUCCAUGGAUGGCUGUUUUGCAAGUUUCAUUGGCUUUGUUUAUUCUUCAUAGAAGUGUAGGCGUUGCUUCGAUAGCCGCUUUUGCUGCAACUGUAGUUGUGAUGUUGCUAAACCUUCCUGUGGCAUCAUUGCAAGAGAAGUUCCAAGGCAAGUUAAUGGAGUUCAAAGAUAAAAGAAUGAAGGCGACGUCCGAGAUUCUAAUGAACAUGAGGAUUCUUAAACUUCAAGCAUGGGAGAUGAAGUUCUUAUCGAAGAUUAUUCAGCUUCGAAAGACAGAGGAAAUGUGGCUAAAGAAAUUUCUUGUUGGUACAGCAAUUGUUAGAUUUCUCUUCUUUAAUGCACCAACAUUCGUGGCUGUUGUUACUUUCGGUGCUUGUGUUCUUCUAGGCAUUCCACUUGAAUCAGGAAAGAUCUUAUCAGCACUUGCAACAUUCAGAAUUCUUCAAAUGCCUAUAUACAAUCUUCCCGACACAAUUUCAAUGAUUGCACAAACAAAGGUGUCUCUGGAUAGGGUUGUCGCGUUUCUUCGUUUGAAUGACUUGCAAACUGAUGUAGUUGAGAAGCUUCCACGAGGUAGUUCUGAUAUAGCAGUUGAAAUAGUAGAUGGAAGAUUCUCUUGGGAUGUAUCUUGUGUCAAUAACACAACAUUGAAAAACAUAAAUCUUAGAGUUUUUCAUGGCAUGAGGGUUGCUGUUUGUGGUACUGUUGGAUCGGGAAAGUCAAGUUUACUUUCUUGUAUAAUAGGGGAAAUACCAAAGAUAUCCGGCACCUUAAAGGUGUGUGGAACAAAGGCUUAUGUUUCUCAGUCUCCAUGGAUACAGAGUGGCAAGAUAGAAGAGAAUGUACUAUUUGGUAGAGAGAUGGAUAGGGAAAAAUAUGAGAGGGUGAUAGAAGCAUGUUCAUUGAAGAAAGACUUAGAGGUUCUACCAUUUGGUGAUCAGACCAUUAUUGGAGAGAAGGGAAUCAAUUUGAGUGGUGGACAGAAGCAAAGAGUACAAAUUGCCCGUGCGCUUUACCAAGAUGCUGAUAUAUAUCUGCUCGACGAUCCGUUUAGUGCUGUUGAUGCUCAUACAGGAUCUCAUCUCUUUAAGGAGUGUUUGCUUGGCCUUUUGAAAACUAAAACUGUGAUAUACAUAACACAUCAAGUAGAGUUUUUACCAGAUGCUGAUCUGAUACUGGUCAUGAAAGAAGGAAGGAUAACUCAAUCAGGAAAAUACAAUGACAUUCUUAAGUCAGGAACCGAUUUUAUGGAACUUGUAGGCGCACAUAGAGCCGCGUUGUCUUCGGUUAAGUCCUUAGAAAGAAGGAUUUCAUUUAAAACAUCGAGUAUUACUGGGGAAGACACAGGUUCAUUAAGUGAUUUUGAACUUGAGCAAGAAGUGGAAAACAUAGACGAUCAAAAUGGACAGUUAGACGAAACAGUUAAGCCAAAAGGCCAACUUGUUCAAGAAGAAGAACGCGAAAAGGGAAGAGUCGGGUUUAAUGUCUUCUGGAAAUACAUCACAACAGCUUAUGGAGGAGCUCUUAUGCCUUUCAUAUUUAUUUCACAGAUACUCACUGUGGUUUUACAAAUUGCAAGCAAUUUUUGGAUGGCUUUGGCAACUCCUGUUUCAGCGACUACGGAGCCUGAUAUCGGAAGCCUUACUCUUAUGGUUGUCUAUGUUUCUUUGGCAAUUGGAAGUUCCUUUGCCACCCUUGCCAGAGCAUUUCUUGCUAUCAUAGCUGGAUACAAGACUGCCACCAUGCUCUUCAAGCAAAUGCAUUUGAGCUUUAUUCGAGCACCAAUGUCAUUUUUUGAUUCCACCCCAAGCGGACGAAUUCUUAAUAGAGCUUCAACAGACCAAAGUGCAAUAGAUAUGACCAUUCCAAAUAUUGCAUGGGGAUUUACAUACAAUGUGGUUCAGCUCUUAGGAAAUAUUGCUGUGAUGUCUCAAGCUGCAUGGCAGGUGUUCAUAGUGUUGAUUCCUGUCAUGGCAGCUUGCAUAUGGUACCAGCGAUAUUACUCAGCAUCAGCGCGGGAAUUGGCGCGAUUAACUGGUAUAUGUCAAGCUCCAGUAAUACAACAUUUUUCUGAAACAAUUUCUGGAGCAACAACUAUAAGAAGUUUUGAGCAACAAUCAAGGUUUAAUGAAAUUAAUAUGAAAUUGAUUGACAAAUAUUCCCAACCUAAAUUAUACAGCGCUAGUGCAAUGGAAUGGCUGAGUUUCAGAUUGGAUAUUUUAUCCUCUACCAUAUUUGCCUUCUGUUUGGUUUUCUUGAUAUCUUUUCCAAGUUCAAUAGCGGAUCCUAGCAUUGCGGGAUUGGCUGUUACAUAUGGGAUUAAUCUAAAUUCUGUACAAUUUAAUUUAAUCUGGUUUCUUUGCAAUUUGGAGAACAAAAUUAUAUCUGUAGAAAGAAUACUUCAGUACACCUCUAUCCCAAGUGAAGCACCUCUUGUAAUAGAAGACAACCGACCAGAUCAUUCUUGGCCAUCAUUCGGAGAGGUUCAUAUCCAAGAUUUACAAGUUCAAUAUGCUCCUCACUUGCCUCUUGUCUUACGCGGACUUACAUGCACUUUUAUUCCUGGAGCAAAAACUGGCAUUGUGGGAAGAACGGGAAGUGAAAAAACAACUCUAGUUCAAGCACUUUUCAGACUUGUUGAACCUGUUGCAGGACAAAUAUUGAUAGAUAACAUCAACAUCUCGUCGAUUGGAAUCCAUGACUUACGGUCGAGACUUAGCAUAAUUCCUCAGGAUCCAACAAUGUUUGAAGGGACUGUGAGAAGCAACCUCGACCCGCUGGAAGAGUACACAGAUGAACAGAUUUGGGAGGCUCUAGAUAUGUGUCAACUAGGAGAUGAAGUGAGGAAGAAAGAAGGAAAGCUUGACUCUACUGUUACUGACAAUGGAGAAAAUUGGAGCAUGGGACAAAGACAGUUGGUCUGCCUCGGCCGUGUUCUACUUAAGAAAAGCAAGAUCUUGGUGCUCGACGAAGCUACUGCAUCAGUCGAUACCGCUACAGAUAAUCUUAUUCAGCUGACAGUAAAACAACAUUUCUCUGAUUGCACAGUCAUUACAAUUGCUCAUAGAAUAACUUCGAUUCUUGAUAGCGACAUGGUUCUGUUUCUCAGUGAAGGGCUUAUUGAAGAAUAUGAUUCACCAAAGAAGCUGCUUAAGGACAAAUCUUCAUCUCUUGCUCAACUAGUUGCAGAAUAUACAAGGAGGUCAAACACUGGUUUUGGAAGUUGAGAGUUGAAACUGAACAGAAAUUAAACUAGACUAGAAGCUAUAGUAUAAGUUGUAGUAAUGGUAUAAAAUUUAAGAAUAAUGUAGUUUAUAUCUUUUUUUAAGUAUUACUGAAGCUUGAAUAUUAUAGAAAGUUAACAUUUGUUUGAAUUAUUAAAAGUUAAGUUUGGUGUAGUAAGAACAAAGGUUUGAAUUUACUACUUUUUUUUUUAGGAAGGUA